Hyla sarda is the source of this 2603-nucleotide messenger RNA. RefSeq names its product myotubularin related protein 7 (gene MTMR7). The record is from RefSeq and is a predicted model, not a curated record. Gene Ontology annotation, molecular function: phosphatidylinositol phosphate phosphatase activity. The transcript is spliced from 14 exons. NCBI's taxonomy places the organism in Eukaryota, Metazoa, Chordata, Amphibia, Anura, Hylidae. The coding region runs from base 125 to 2101 and encodes 658 amino acids. Gene Ontology annotation, biological process: phosphatidylinositol dephosphorylation.
AGCUGUCUGGCUGGGUAAGGGUUAAGGAGCUGUAUCCCAGGCAGCACCUGGUGAGGAGGAGCCAGUCCUGACACAUCCACAUCCCCAUAUACUGAUCGUCAUCUCACAGCAGCAGCAGCACAACAUGGAGCACAUCAGGCUGCCUAAGGUUGAAAAUGUCCGCCUGCUUGACCGGAUAUCUUCUAGAAAGCCAGUCCUGGGGACCCUGUAUCUCACAGCAACGCAUGUCAUUUUUGUGGAAAAUAUUUCAGAAACUCGCAAGGAAACUUGGAUUCUUCACAGUCUGAUCUCUGCCAUUGAAAAACAAGCAACAACAGCUUCAGGUUGCCCUUUACUCCUCCGCUGCAAGAACUUUCAGCUUAUACAGCUCAUCAUACCUCAGGAAAGAGACUGCCAUGAUAUCUACAUAUCUCUGGCCAGACUGUCACGACCAGUUAAGUAUGAAGAGCUGUAUUGCUUUUCUUUCAAUCCAAAAUUGGACAAGGCUGAACGGGAGGAGGGAUGGAAGCUAAUUGACUUAAAAGAGGAAUAUAUCCGAAUGGGAGUACCCAAAAGCCUGUGGCAGCUCAGUGAUGUCAAUCGUGAUUACCGUGUGUGUGACACAUAUCCGACUGACCUGUAUGUACCUAAACCUGCCAGCGUACCAGUCAUUGUUGGGAGCUCUAAAUUUAGGAGCCGAGGCCGAUUUCCCACUCUGUCCUUUUAUUGCCAAGAUAACAAUGCCUCCAUAUGUCGAAGCAGUCAGCCCCUCUCUGGCUUCAGUGCGCGAUGUCUUGAGGAUGAGCAGAUGUUGCAGGCGAUUAAAAAGGCAAAUCCAGGAAGUGAUUUCCUUUAUGUUGUUGAUACCAGACCAAAACUAAAUGCAAUGGCCAACAGAGCAGCAGGGAAAGGUUAUGAGAAUGAAGACAACUACUCGGACAUCAAAUUUCAGUUUAUUGGCAUUGAGAACAUCCAUGUGAUGAGGAACAGUUUACAGAAGAUGUUGGAAGUAUGUGAGCACCGAUCUCCUUCUACGGGCGAAUUUCUUUGGGGUCUCGAAUCCUCCGGAUGGUUAAAACACAUCAAGACGAUACUGGAUGCUGGCAUCUUCAUUGCAAAGGCCAUAUCAGAAGAGGGCGCCAGUGUGCUUGUUCAUUGUUCUGAUGGUUGGGACCGCACUGCUCAGGUCUGCUCUAUAUCCAGUCUAUUACUUGACCCUUAUUACAGAACCAUAAAAGGAUUUAUGGUGUUAAUAGAAAAAGACUGGAUUUCAUUUGGACACAAGUUCAACCACAGGUAUGGAAAUUUAGAAGGCGAUCCUAAGGAAGUUUCCCCAGUCAUUGACCAGUUCCUGGAGUGUGUCUGGCAGCUCAUGGAGCAAUUUCCAUGUGCCUUUGAAUUCAAUGAGAGAUUUCUGGUCCACAUACAGCACCACGUGUACUCCUGUCAGUAUGGGAACUUCAUGUGCAACUGCGAGAAGGAGAGGAGAGAAAUGAGAAUUCAGGAGAGAACCUAUUCUCUUUGGUCUUAUCUGUGGAAGCAGCGGCUGGAUUAUAUGAACCCACUGUACAGACCAGACCACAGUCAGACACAAGGAACUCUGAGACCAAACACCACUCCAAGUCAUUUCAAGUUUUGGAGGGGCCUUUACAACCGAUUCGAGAAAGGGAUGCACCCCCGGCAGUCGGUGACUGAUUUUCUUCAGGCAGUAAAAGAAGAGACCCAGCAGCUAGAGGAAGAAAUGGAGUUCAUGGAAAAGCGAUUAGCAAAGCUGGAAAACAGAGAGGCAAAUGAAACCAAUAAGAAUCUCAACGAUCAGCCAAAAAUCCAUAACUUCCAAAUGUGCAUCACCAACCACUCUCCUGCUAAUACACCGCAAGAUUACAGCACCAACCUGAAGCUGUUCCCCUCCCGCAGUCCAUCCCAAGGAGAAGAGGACUCUGCCCUCAUCCUAACCCAGGACCAUUUAAAGAGCUCGGACCCGGACCUGUCUGCUAACAGUGACCAGGAAUCCGGGGUGGAGGACUUGAGCUGCAGGUCUCCGAGUGGUGGGGACUCAUUACCGAGCGAGGACAGUGGGAAGGAUCCCGAUUCGGAUGAAGCAGUAUUCCUCAAUGCUUAGUGGUCUUAACAACCACACAAUGUUAUAUUUUGUGUUUAUACUUAUUUAUUUAUUUAUUUAUUUAUAGAGAGAUGUCAGAUGGAAGCGGGGAACAAUAUACUGGGAAACAAUAACUAUUCUGCUAAGUCCAUAUGGUUCAAUGUUGGCCUGUGCAGUGAAGACCAGAGACUAAAUUCGUGUCUUGGGGCUCUGAGGAUAUGCACUAGCUUUUAUUAUAUUGUCUAUAUAUUUAUUAUCAUUUAUUUUUUUCCAUUUAGUUUUAUUUAUUUAUUUAUUUUUUCCUUUUGGGGCUAUAUCCAGAGCAUGAAUGAGUUCACACUGUGAUAAGGCGACCGAUAGUUCAUCAUAUACUCACAUACUGGAGAAGUGAAAAAGGUCUGAAUUUGGUUUACUUUUCCUUUCAGAAAAUGUGGAGGUAGACUAAAGUUGGCCAUAUAGGAUCCGACUAAGGCUAGGAUUCCACUUUUUUUUUUCCAGUGUUUUAUUCACUGAAAAAAAGAAA